AUGGCCUCCGCCAGGACAUCGCAUGAGGGAAUCGACAUCGGGAGGGUGUGGCUUGACGGCGAGCCUUCUUCCUCGGUCUCUUCUCGGCUGCGGGAGGCCCUCACGAACUGCUCCAAGGUACGUUCUGCGUGAGCGGGAUUUAGCUGGGGGACAGGGAGGGAGAACUGCUCUGCACUAUGCCCUGAUUCUUCUUUUUUGUAUUAGUAUUUUGCCGCCGGGGAUUACGGUGGCGGAGACAAGGCGAUCGCGGAGGUUGUCGAACUGCUGACCAACAUAGUGGAAUGGUCACCGUCAGCUUCGGAGAAUGUUGUCCCUAGGGAGGCCGUCUCGGAGGAGGCGUUGCUGGAGAUCCUUGAAUUUUUAUCAUCUCCUACUGCAGAUGAGGUUAAUAUUUUUCAGAAAAUUGUCCCCGUUUGAGGUAGGUGUUUACGCCUUUGAUGUGUCGUCGCAUUCGUUUGCAGAUGACGGUAGAUGCACUCUCUUUGGAGCUUCCGAAGCUGGUGGUGAAGUUCGUCGGUAUCUCUGAUGAAUGUAGGAAGUACGCGGAGAGGAUUAUAGACUACCUCAUUACCACUUGCAACCCACGUGACAUGCUUUCAAUGCUCUGUGAGGCGAGUAACCAAUUGGAGAGGUUUAUUUCAUUUUCUUUUUACCAGGGACUUCUGAUUCGUUUACUUAUCUAAGACAGAUCAUGCCUGAUAUCGUGUUUGUAAUUUGAGUAGAUUAACUUUGAUGAACUUUAAACUUGCUUUUGCCUCCGUAAAUUCCCUAGGAAAAUAUAAUUUCGCAUUGGGUUUUCGUUCAUAUAUCUUGGGUAUUGGUAUACUGUGCGAAUUUGACAUGAACAUGUCGAAAUAAUCCAAACCUUAUGAUCGAAAAUAUAUCCUCCUCGUAGCGAAAUAUUUGUAUCACGAGGAACAUUUUUUUUGAAAGAGGACCGCACGUCUGAAAGAAAUUUGUGAAGAUAAUCACUGUGUGAUCUAUGAACUAAUUUCUCUACCUAUGUUCCAUGGUUGGAACUUGUGUAGCAAAAAGAGGUCAUUUGUUUUUCUUCGAAUGGAAUACGUAUCUUUCUGUAUUUUCUUUACAGAUAGGUUUAAAAGAUAUAAUGAAUAUGUCGAGUCGUGAUUUAUACAUUUUCAAUGUCGCUGUCGUCUUCAAUGCAUUGAUAUAAACCUUAUCACGUUGAUCUAUGCUUGGUUAGAACAGAGCAUAGAUCCAAGUGUUUUCCAAAAGGAUAAAAAUCCAAUUUCGAUUUUACACUUGAUCUUCACCCGGGAAACAAUCUGUCGAAUUUUCUAUAAUCUUCACUCGGCCAGUUUUAUGCCAUAGAGUGAAGUGAAACACUGUCGUUGGUUUUAAUAUCUCAUGUUUAAAUUGGACAUGAGCAGCGUGCAUCAGUCAAGCCAUUGCAAUCAUUCUCUUUAACAGUUGUUUGACGAAUGCUUCUAUGUUAGUUUAUUCAUUAUUUGGAAGGGUAAAACUUAAUUUCUCAUGUAUGGUACGGUGCGCUGAUAUCUGCAUAGCUAGUACGAUGCUCGAUGAUCCUUGUUUGCAUCGUUUCUGACAUCCUCUACUUUGCUCCAGGCAUUAGAUUCGCAAAUUAAAGUAUCUACAAUGCCCAUUGAUUUUGUCGUUCUCUUGGCAGGACUAUCGAAAGGUAAUCCCUCAGAGAACCACACAAGGCUAUUGAAACACACAGGCCUGUUCUUUGUAUUUCAAUUUGUGAUGUAGUUUGUCCGUCCAUUUCCGGUUCUUUCUGGUGGAAUAAAUCAUUUUUUUUGGGUUUUAACUUUUUAAUUCGAAACAAGAAGUCACAUGGUCUCGAAAGUUCACAUAAGAACUUCAAGUAUUGACAUUUGAAGAUAGAUUUGCUGAAUUUUUCUUUUCUCUCCUGACAGUUGACGUACUGAAUUUUGUCUUUAGUGAUCCUUAGCGUCAGGAGGCAUCAUGUUCAGCAAAUAAAAGUGGCACUUCCUGUUGUUCUCAAAGUUACCCGUACUAUAUCUUCAGAUUUUGAUGGGGAAGAUGAAGUUUCUCUUCUUGAUCUUUAUAGAGCAGUUAUUGGCAUCGGGAUAUCCAUUCAGUCAGUCUGUGAUAAAUCGGUCUGUGAAGUUUCUGAGGGCACCUCAUCCUAUUUUUGCAUUUAUGAAGCCACCUGGUGCACGAAAAACAUCUCAAUCUGCAUUGUUCGUUUCUUCUUCUGUCAUGCAAUAGAUGGGAGAAAGGAAAGAAGAGCUCCGUGCUAUACUCGGUCUAUACACAAUACAAAACUUGGUCAGUCGUGCUCACUUUGGAAUUUUUAUUUUUAUUUUUUAUUUGGAAAAUACAGUUGCCUCUCAUGCAUUAACUAGACAGGUUUCUUUACUUGAUACUUAGGCUGUUUUAUUUUCCUGUGUAAUUUUUUCUCUAGGCAUUUCUUUCCAUGAGUAAUCUGGCAAGCAAAGUUUCAAGCUGUAUUUCUUCUGUGAAAGAAUUAUCUCAGUUCCUUCCGAUUUGUGGCUUGUCUUAUCUUGGCCUUAUAACUGGAGAUGAUGUUGAAUCAAUUAAUCGGGCAGUUUGGGGAGGUAUUAUUUUCUUUUCUAUUUUUUCUGUUAUAGUUUAUUUUAGAUAUUUCCUUUUCUCUGAGUUCUUUAUGAUAAAUUGCAGAAGAUGAAGAUGACUUUGUGAUUUGGUUGCCAUCAGCUAAGGGUGGCGCAUGUCUUGCAGGUCUCUUUUGACAUAUUCCUCGUAAUUUUUCUAUAUCUUUAAAAAAUAUCCAUCACUCUUUUACUCACUCAUUAAUUAUGGCUGAUUACUUCUCCCUAUUUAUGGUUUUUCUGACAUUUUAUCAGUGUUAUGGGGUUCUAUCUCUGAGGAGGUUGCAAAAGCCGCUGGAGAGCUAGUGGUUACUCUUUUGGAUGAACUUCGCACAAGUCCGACUAAGAGGUGGCAAGCAGUUGGAAUGCUGAAGCAUCUGCUCUCAUCAACCGAUUAUUCAUGGAAAAUUAAAGCUCACAGUGUUGAACUACUUCUAAACAUCAUGGAUGCAACUGUCGAUGAAGAACAAGAUAAUGAUUGUACAGAGAGAUCAUUCCUAAUCCCCAGCAUUUUUGCUGCUUUGCAGGUAGUACUACUUGUGUGAGGGUGGGGCUGAUGUGAUUGAUGACCAUCAUUCCUACGCACUCUCUCUUAUGGCAAAUAAACCUUUCAGGCUCUCGAGAAGGUGAUGGUAUUUUCCGCAGAUGCAGCUUUGAGGAAGAAAGCUUUCUCUGCAUUUAAGAAAGUAUGUAGCACAUUAUCAAAUAUUUCUCUGUCAUGCUCUAUUAAUAUGUGCUUAAUCAGGAGAAAAAAAACCUGUCUCACUCGUAUCUGUUAAACUCUAGUGAGUUAUAAUUUUAUUUUUUUUAUUUUUUUUGCACUGAACAUCAAAAUUUCUUACAAGAACUUGAAGGAUUUCAUUUCAUUUUCAGUUAUCGUACCAACCAACACCUGCCCCUCAGCUGCCAGUUCAAAUACCUUUCCAUUCUAACCUGUUUGAUGCGUUUCCAGUAUCAGACUGCAACUCAUGCUUUUGCCGCCUGAAAUUAUCUGCUCUCAAGAUACUAAUCUCAUCUCCAUGAGGCUAAAUACCCGCUUGGUUUCCUGUCAUCAGUCUCUAACUUUGUUUCUUGGGGCCAUCACUGAAGAACCAUUUUGUUGGCAGCUGAUUCUUCAAGCAUGUAUGCAUCUGUGGAUAUGCUUCAUUUAUGGUAUAUUCGACAUGAUUUCUGCUGAUGCUUUCAAUUGGGUGAUUGGAUUCCACGUGGAUUAUUCGGACGGUCAACUCAGUUCCAUCAUACUCGUCCACGUCGCAUAGCUGCAUGAGGAUGUGGCUCCCGACGACUUCCCCCUCAGUGAUGCGAUGAGAGAGGAGAAUGAUUAUCAGUCCUACCCUUUUUGUGGAAGCCUGAUUAAUGUGCGGAAAAACAUCAAUUUUUUUUCUAUAUCAGCGAUAUAUUUUUUGCCCACUCACCAGAAAUUGUCAUGCCUAUUUUUGGAAAAAAAACCCAUCAGUAUCUGGUUUUCCUCUAUUUUUACCCAUAAUUCUUCCCCGAAAUGGAUCUCAUAAUUUUUAUUCUUAUUUUUUUCGGCGAAAUUUCUCCAGGUAGUGUCUGAUAUUCCGCGUCUCCAAAGGUUCGACGUCCUGAAGGCUCUGAUCACAAAUAGCUCAUCUCCCGACAUGGUGAGCUCCCCCCGGGUCUCCGAGACACGUCUUGCCACUUGUCGCUUAUGGAAGUCCCCACGUGGACAGGUCGGGCUUCUUCUGGAUCUUGUCCGAGAGGAGGUCAACCAGGAGAGCAGGAGAGGGGCUUCGUCAUCAGAAGACGCACCUUCGUUCUGGAGCGGGAGCGCCCUCGAGCUGGUCGAGCUGGUCCUCAGACCGCCUAAGGGUGGCCCCCCUGCCUUCCCCCAGGACGGCGUGCCGGUACUCUUCUGA
This is a messenger RNA of Spirodela intermedia, 4459 nucleotides long. The record is from the annotation of a GenBank genome assembly. NCBI's taxonomy places the organism in Eukaryota, Viridiplantae, Streptophyta, Magnoliopsida, Alismatales, Araceae.